UUGCUGGUGACUGUCACCGCCUCCCACUGAUUGUAAUUCUCUGGAAUGGCGCGUCAGCUGCUUGCGCCAGGAGAUUUCAUUGUGAUGAUUUAGUGACCAAAUGUGAUAAUACACUCCAGCUACGAUUUUUAGUUUCAUGUUUCUCUUUUUUUUGUGAAAAGUCAAAUGUCAAAUGUGGUGUCAAUGAUGAGCUCUCCACUGUCGUUCAGCAGCUCCAAUGUUUCCACAGGGGCACCUGGAAUGGAAACCGUUGUGGCUGUUGCACUGGGAGCUCUCGCUGCAGUCUUCCUAGGGGCUCUGAUUGUUCUCCUUGUCAUCUGCAAGAGACAACGAUGUUAUUAUACUCAGAAAGACUCCAAUGAUCUGAAUUCUGAUCUCCUCGAGGGUGAGAACGGACUGGGACUUGGGUUGGACGUGUGGGAAGGAGAGGAGUGGAUUGCUGGAGCUGAAAGAUGGGUUGACGAUGCCACUGGCUUGGCACCACCUUGCAUUGCUGUCCUGAGAUCCUGUCAUUCACUAGCUGCAAGCCUAACAGCAAUUGCUGGAACAGUUAACAGCAAUACUGUGCCCCUGGAAAUUGUCGAUGUUGCACGACGCAUUCCCCCUCGUGUAGAUGACGUUGUUCGUAGUCUUUACCCGCCCCUGGAUGCCAGACUCCUCGAAGCGAGAGUUGCAGCUCUAGUUCUAGCUGUCACUCAUCUAGCCCUCGUCACCAAACAUGGAAUCCCAAAAAGUCAGGCACGAAAAUUGGCGUUUAUCGAUCAGGCACUACAGGACAUGGAUUCUCAUCUCCUCGUCCUCAGAAAUGCUGCACUCGCACAGGAAACAGCGUGCAGCAUACCUGCCUCCACCCCAGUUUAAUCUCCGAUGUUAACAGUAUUCGUCGACAAUUUUUGAUAUUUUUUCUCUUCAUUUUCUAUAAUUACCUUUGAUAUUACUGAAAAUAGUAAAACACUAUUUCUGAAACAUUGUAUAUAUUAUUUAUGGGUUUCGCGGCAUGAAACGUAAAGACGAAACAAAACUAAAUUAGAAAUAAAAUUCUCGUAACGUUAUAAUACGGGAGAAAACUCAAAAUAAAAUUCGAGUGGCGUUACUCGUUGACAAAAUAAAUCAGAGAAAAGAAGUCAUAUAAAGUAAGGGAUUUCUAUCGACGUAUUUGCUUCACUGAAAAAGUUUUGAAAUUUUUCAUGAAUUUAGGCCCUAGAAAUAUUUAUAACUAAUUAAUUACAAUUCCAGUUCUUCCAUUUGGUCUUCCAGUUUAUACAAAUUACUAUGCAAGACUGCAUGAAAUUGAUUCCAUAAUCCAUUAUUCAAUCACUACAUUGUUCUCCAAUUGUGAAGAAGUCACUCAGCGAACAAUAUCACACAUGAUCUGCUUUUAAAUUUCAAAAAUGUUAAAAAUUGAUUGAAACUGGUUCUUCUGAAGGCAUAUCCACGACAUGAAAAAAUGGAAAUACCAUAAGUUCACAAUUCAAAAAAUUUAUUCCAGAGUAUUUGUUAUUGUUUGAAUAUUAUACAACUGUUGAAUAAACGUAAAAGUUUUAAUUAAAAAGA
Messenger RNA from Diachasmimorpha longicaudata, 1554 nucleotides. RefSeq names its product transmembrane protein 98-like (gene Tmem98). The record is from RefSeq and is a predicted model, not a curated record. Bases 166 to 861 code for a protein of 231 amino acids. Gene Ontology annotation, cellular component: endoplasmic reticulum. NCBI's taxonomy places the organism in Eukaryota, Metazoa, Arthropoda, Insecta, Hymenoptera, Braconidae. The transcript is spliced from 4 exons.